AUGGGAGAUUUGCCCAGCGAACGCGUAAACCCAGUUCUCCCAUUCUACAACACUGGUGUGGAUCUGUGUGGUCCAUUAUUCUAUAGACAAACCAACAAGAAGACUGCUCCAAUCAAAUGCUAUGUUGCUGUUUUCGUCUGUCUUGUGAUCAAGGCAGUACAUGUGGAGCUUAUUGCCGAUUUGUCUACUCCAGCCUUCAUUUCUACAUUGAAGCGUUUCAUAGCUCGUCGCGGUAAACCAUCCGUAAUCCAGUGCGACAACGCCAAAAAUUUCCGGGGAGCUGAUCGAGCGCUCAAGGAGAUGUAUGAGCUGUUCCAGAAACAACAACAUCAGGAUGCUGUUACAACUUACUGCGGAACGGAAGGGAUCACCUUCAACUUCAUCCCUCCGCGGUCACCCCAUUUCGGUGGGAUCUGGGAGGCCGCAGUGAAGUCGCUGAAACGGCAUCUCAAGGCUACGAUAGGAUCCAGUAUCUUGCGGCGAGACGACCUGGAAACUAUCUUAGUUCAAGUGGAGGCUUGUUUGAACUCGCGACCGUUAACUGCACUUUCCAACGAUCCAGAGGACCUGGAAAUUCUGACACCGGGUCAUUUUUGA
Molecule: messenger RNA, 597 nt
Organism: Anopheles arabiensis
Lineage: Eukaryota; Metazoa; Arthropoda; Insecta; Diptera; Culicidae
Exons: 1
Coding region: 1-597 (198 amino acids)
Biological process (GO): DNA integration
Molecular function (GO): nucleic acid binding
Source: RefSeq, a predicted model, not a curated record